Drosophila suzukii is the source of this 1138-nucleotide messenger RNA. Its product is annotated as protein new-glue 3. The record is from RefSeq and is a predicted model, not a curated record. NCBI's taxonomy places the organism in Eukaryota, Metazoa, Arthropoda, Insecta, Diptera, Drosophilidae.
AGCAUGCGCUUCUCGUUCGUAAUAGUCCUCGUCGUCCUAGGAUGCCUCCUGUUCAUCCAGGAGGGCAGUGGGCAGACGAGCUCAUCCUCCACCUCCUCCUCGGCCACCACCACGACCACCGCGUCCUCGGCCUCCUCGGCCACCACUACCACUGUUUCGUCCGGCACCACAACCACCACAACCUCCUCCGCCUCCUCCGCCUCCUCCUCCUCCUCGGACACAACCACGACCACCGCCGCCUCGGCCACCACCACGACCACCACCACCUCCUCGUCCUCGUCCUCGAGCGCGGCUGCCCGUCGUCGCAGAGCCGCCGCCCGCCGCCGCCGAUUGGCACAACAACGUCGCAGGCGUCAACAGCGUCAACAGCGCCAAAGGCGCCGCCGCCAACAACAACAACAAAGGAGACGCCAGCGAAGGCGGCGACAGAACCGGGGAUAGGCGAAGUUCCAAGCCUAGCGGGUUAGGUGUCUCUUUCCAUAAACCAGAAAAAUUUCUAUCGCUAUUUGAACCAGCGGUACAGCAGCGGAGUCUUAGUGAAGCAUUUCAUUAUUUACAAAUAUGGAAAGAAGUUAGUCCCAACAAUCCGAUACUUGUGUACAAAUAGGUAACCUUGGCAUAUGCCAACUAUUUAUAAAUUAAGUUUUCCAUCACGCGAUACGUGUGUAGCGUGUAACGGUUGGAUGCUGUGGAUGAUCGGGAAUCUGCAAUUCAGGAAUAAGUAUUAUAGGGACAGAAAAGUUUUGGAGACAGUUAGCUAUGCGAAUCCACCGAUGGUAUUGUGGUCGCAUAUGGCCUCCCAACCUAUGAUCACCACCUUAAAACAUGGCUUCGGUGACCCUUUGAUACCUUACGACCGAGAAAUCAGCAGCUUAGUUCAGUUCAGUGUUAUUUAGAGAUCCAUGGUUUUAUUUUUGCUCUAAAAACUUCUUCAAGGGACUUCUUCGAAUUUAUCAUUUCGUGUUUUUUAGGCAAUUAGAGACUUUACGAGUUAACAAUAGGCGAUCGUAAUUUAUAUUUAACUUCAUUUGAAAAUUAAUUCAAAGAGAAUGCAAAUAACGCAUAGGAUUUUAAUUAAUAAAUUUUUUUAGAUCGGGGUUUAUGUUUAAGUAAGUUUCGUUCACUUUACGGAUCGGCG